Messenger RNA from Aspergillus glaucus CBS 516.65, 997 nucleotides. RefSeq lists its product as uncharacterized. Gene Ontology annotation, molecular function: box H/ACA snoRNA binding. NCBI's taxonomy places the organism in Eukaryota, Fungi, Ascomycota, Eurotiomycetes, Eurotiales, Aspergillaceae. The transcript is spliced from 2 exons. Gene Ontology annotation, biological process: rRNA pseudouridine synthesis; ribosome biogenesis; snRNA pseudouridine synthesis. The coding region runs from base 57 to 755 and encodes 232 amino acids. Gene Ontology annotation, cellular component: box H/ACA snoRNP complex. The record is from RefSeq and is a predicted model, not a curated record.
CCACCAACCACAACUCACCCCCAAUUUUUAAACCCCGACUCAAGCACAUCGUCGCAAUGGCAAAGGACCGGACUGAGAAGAAGGAGAAGCGCGAAAAGAAGGAGAAGCGCUCGGAGAAGGACGGAGUCAAGAAGGAGAAGAAGGAAAAGAAGGAGAAGAAGGACAAGACUGCUCUUACCAAUGCUGUUGAGCAAGAGUUGACGUCCCAGGUUGUGGAUGGAAUUGACCAGGCUGAGAAGACCAAUGGCGACGUUGAGGUCGAGGUUGAGCAGAUGGAGGUCGACGGCGCUCGUCCCAUCGGUGCUCUCGUGCCGUUUGCCAACCCUCUGGUCGAGGACAAGUCGGCCAAGAAGGUCUUGAAGAGUGUUAAGAAGGCCGCUGUCAACAAGUGCCUCAAGCGCGGUGUCAAGGAAGUCGUCAAGGCCCUCCGGAAAUCGCCCAUCCCCGCUCCCAACGAGUCUUCGCCUCUCCCCAAUGGUGUUGUCGUGCUUGCUGGAGACAUCUCGCCCAUGGACGUCAUCUCGCACAUUCCCCUCCUUUGCGAAGACCACGGUAUUCCCUACGUUUUCGUCACAUCGCGCGCUGAGCUCGGUAACUCUGCCGCUACCAAGCGCCCCACGAGUGUGAUCAUGGUUGUGCCCAAGUCGGCCGCCAAGGGCAAAAAGGGCGAGGACGACGAUGGGGAGGAUUUCAGCCAGACAUACGAAGAGCUGGCUAAGCUUGCGCAAAAAGAAGCCAAGAAGGCGAAUGUCUAAUUACGUGCUUUUCCUCUUAACUUCUGUUUCUUUAUGUUCUUUUCCUUUUUCUCUCCGGAGUCUUUUCUGCUCUGUCUUGUCACUUGCUAUUGAUGUACAGAUUUAUGAUGUUUGACAAGGCAAGGCAUGUCUUUGGGGUCUGUCCUGGGUUUCUGUUUAUUGAUCUGCCACUUGCAAGUUAGGCGUUUUCAUCUUGGUGUAUGAAGGGCAGGGACAAAAUCAAUUCAAUCUGAUGACAUUAA